Messenger RNA from Penicillium atrosanguineum, 2694 nucleotides. Its product is annotated as protein kinase family protein. Gene Ontology annotation, biological process: mitotic DNA damage checkpoint signaling; protein phosphorylation. Gene Ontology annotation, cellular component: cytoplasm; nucleus. NCBI's taxonomy places the organism in Eukaryota, Fungi, Ascomycota, Eurotiomycetes, Eurotiales, Aspergillaceae. The coding region runs from base 1 to 2694 and encodes 897 amino acids. Gene Ontology annotation, molecular function: ATP binding; protein serine/threonine kinase activity. The transcript has a single exon. The record is from RefSeq and is a predicted model, not a curated record.
AUGGCCAUCUCCCUCGCCAACAGCUCCUGUACCCCGACGCGGCUGGGUCUACCUAUUGAAGAAAAGGGGCAAAAACAGAGCAUGUGGCAUCGAUUGGGGCUUCGACGAUGGCUGGGCCGCGAAGAUCGAGACUUGGGACGAGAUGACUCCCCCCACGAUAACGACCGUGAUUCUUCCCUCAACUCAUCCAAACCCGACAAAAUAACCCGUCGUCUCUCGCGUCGAGUCGGUGUCGGUCUUCCUCGUUCUACUACCUUUACACGCCGUAAUUCCGAAUCUCGCGAUCGCCUGGCGCCCCUAGAGCCCGAGCACCGCCGUGCUCAUUCGGUCGACCGCCCGCUAAGUGCCCAAAGAACGAGGUCUCCACCGCCAAACGUGGACCCACGACUCUCCGCGCCAGAGGUUCAGUGGCUCGGCCCGCUCGCUACCACGGUCGACGAAGUCCUGAACACCGCGUACGAGAAUGAAAACGAACUCCACUGGGAUCCUAAUCCCGACGUGACCCCCGAAGCCCCUGAAGAGCCCCCGGUGCCGGCGCCGGCGCCUGACACACUCGAGAUGGAUUUGGAACGGCGAUGGAUCCUCAAUUUAAGCAUGCACUUCCGAGAUCGAUCGGAGCGAGAGAAGUUCUUCGUGACCUAUGCGGAAAGCCCGACUCGAUGGCGGCGUGUGACGAUAUCUUGUGAUUACCGAGACGCGCCGCCCGAUUCGCUCGAGCAGGACCUGAAGGAGCUGCGAUACCAACGCGACAAGUGCGCCCGCAUUUACGAGUCGAUCCGUGAAUCACUCCCUGAAAUUCAAUUCUACGAUACCGUGACAAAUCUGAAAGUCGAAACACGCGAUGGCCGCCUACACGUUCAUGUCACAGAGGACGUGAACGAAACAAUACCCUACCCUCCCAUCUCGAGCAUUGGACAUUUAAGGGGCGCCCGAUGCGUCCCGGAGCAUUUCCUGCAUUUCGAAUCUCAUUUGUCAGGGUUUGUUUACAAGGUUCGGCUGGGUGGAAAGGCCUUUAUCAAGAAGGAAAUUCCGGGCCCCGAUACCGUUGACGAGUUCCUUUAUGAGAUCAAUGCCCUCCAUGCUCUCAAUGGUGCGCCCAAUGUUAUCAGUGUGGAGGGGAUUGUCGUCGAUGAGCGUCAGGAGAAGGUCAAGGGAUUGUUGAUCAGCUACGCCGAGCAAGGUGCGCUGGUCGACAUCUUGUAUGAGCAGCGUGGGGAAAUCUCCUUCGAAAGACGAGAGGUAUGGGCGAAACAGAUAGUCCAGGGGCUGUGUGAGAUUCACGAGUCGGGCUAUGUCCAAGGCGAUUUCACUUUAUCGAAUAUCGUGGUGGACGCAGACGACAACGCUUCGAUCAUCGACAUCAAUCGCAGGGGCUGCCCUGUGGGCUGGGAACCACCGGAGAUUGCUGCGAAGAUUGAAAGCAACCAGCGCAUCUCCAUGUAUAUUGGAGUCAAGACGGACCUUUAUCAGCUCGGAAUGACGCUCUGGGCUUUGGCUAUGGAGGAGGACGAACCAGAAAGACAACAUCGGCCUUUGCUUUUGGGUGAUGUGGAUGUGCCUGAUUAUUACCGACGAAUUGUUGAUAUCUGCCUCAGCCCGACUCCUCGACAUCGACUGUCUGCGAAAGAACUCCUUUCAUUCUUCCCUCCGGAUCUUCUUUCGAGACAAAUGUACCCGGUGAACCGUAUCCGAGAACUGCCCUACAGCAAUCUCCCUCCUCUUGUUACGAAAAGCAGCAGGGCCAGUCCUCCAAUUGUAAGAGAGACCCCCAACCACAUUACCUCCCAGGACUCGUUCGAGAAGUAUACACACGCACAUCGCGACCCUUCACCACAUCACUAUUUCGACGGCCAUGAUCAAGCGAAGCGAUCAACUCCAACACUUGCAGGAUCCAAUACUGGAGUCAGGUUUCCUUCUGGGCAUUCUUCAACCUCCACUUUGAACCACGAGCCUCACAAUAGCGCUGGAUGUUGGGACUCCGCCGGAUCUCCAGAUGAUCUCACGCCUGCAGUCCUUGUGGAAAGCACAGUGCAGAAUGCCGUCCCACCUGUAUGGGCUAACACGAUGAGCAAUGGUCCCGUUUCUCACGAGCCCGAGGAACCGACAGUUUCGGAAGAGUCUGUCAGGUUCGACAAGAGCGAAGUUGGAGAUGCGCCAUACUCUAUUAGCCAUCAUAUACCACCUGCGCCUGCCUCUGAGCAACCCUCAAUCGACUCUUGCAGCCCGCCUCGAUACAGCGAAUCAAUUCUACAAAUCCCUUUUCUGGAGGAACGAGUCCCUGAACCCAUCCAAGAGACUGCCUUGACUGAGCCACAGACAAACAAACCUUCACCUUCACCUCCACCUUCACCUUCACAGUCAUCGCCAUCCCUCCUCCUCUCAAUGCUUCCAAUCAACCCCGCCUUCAACACCUCGCGGCCUAGCUCUUAUCCUAGUGCAAGAGGCGCCAAUGCAUUUUCAAAACGGCCUCAAUCCAGCCACUCCAGACUCUCCUCCUUCCUUUCCGAGUCUCUUCUACCAAUCAAUCCUGCUUUCCUCUCUCGGUCCAGACCUUUCUCUACGGAUGCGGCGAAAGACAUCACCCCAUCUUCCGACCGACCCAAGUCAAACCAUGCCAGACUCAAUUCCUUCCUCACCGAAUCUCUCCUGCCCAUCAAUCCCGCCUUUAAAGAAAGAUUCUCCCGCCGUACCUAA